Messenger RNA from Vombatus ursinus (common wombat), 6460 nucleotides. RefSeq names its product UBA domain containing 1 (gene UBAC1). The coding region runs from base 77 to 1294 and encodes 405 amino acids. Lineage: Eukaryota; Metazoa; Chordata; Mammalia; Diprotodontia; Vombatidae. Gene Ontology annotation, molecular function: protein binding. The transcript has 10 exons. The record is from RefSeq and is a predicted model, not a curated record.
GCGGCGGGCGGCUGAGGCCGAGGGAGACUGAGGCUAGGGAGGCCCGGGCGCAGCCGGGCGCCGAAGGAGGGCGGCGAUGUUCGUGCAGGAGGAGAAGAUCUUCGCCAGGAAGGUCCUGAGGCUUCACAUCUGCACCAUGGAAGGCACCGAGUGGCUGGAGGAGGUCACCGAGGAUACCACGGUGGAGAAGCUCAAAGAGCGCUGCCUCAAACACUGUGUACAUGGGAACUUAGAAGACCCCAAAAGUGUAACACAUCAUAAAUUAAUACAUGCUGCUUCAGAGAGGGUCCUGACAGACACCAAAACUAUCUUAGAAGAAAACAUUCAAGAUAAAGAUGUUUUAUUAUUGGUAAAAAAACGAGCUCCUCCUCCUCCUCCAAAGAUGACUGACGUCUCAGCUGAGGAAAAGAAAAAGCAAGAACAAAAAGCUCCAGAUAAAGAUGCUAUUCUCAAAGCAACAGCAAAUAUUCCUUCCCACAGUGUGGACAGGACUGUGGCCCAUCACAGCAUGAGAGAUUUCCAGACAGAACUCAGGAAGAUCUUGGUUUCACUUAUAGAGGUUGCACAGAAAUUGUUAGCACUGAACCCAGAUGCAGUUGAAUUAUUUAAAAAGGCAAAUGCAAUGUUGGAUGAGGAUGAUGAUGACCGAGUAGAUGAAGUGGCGUUAAGACAACUUACAGAAAUGGGCUUCCCUGAGAACAGAGCUGUGAAAGCACUUCGUCUCAAUCACAUGUCAGUAACACAAGCCAUGGAGUGGUUGAUAGAACAUGCAGAAGAUCCAACUGUGGACACGCCUCUUCCAGGUCAGGCUUCAUUAGAAGCUGCAGGUGCUUCUGCCUCCUCAUCUCAAGCUUCUGGUGGAUCUAAUACAGAAGGGGAGGAAGUCAAGGAUGAGCUAACAGAAAUUUUCAAGAAGAUCCGUAGGAAAAGAGAAUUUCGGCCAGAUCCACGAGCUGUCAUUGCUCUGAUGGAGAUGGGAUUUGAUGAAAAGGAAGUGGUAGAUGCACUGAAAGUAAACAACAACCAGCAAAAUGCAGCAUGUGAAUGGCUGCUGGGAGACAGAAAACCCUCACCAGAAGAUUUAGAUAAGGGAAUUGAUCCAGAUAGUCCUCUCUUUCAAGCCAUCCUUGACAACCCAGUUGUGCAGUUAGGACUAACUAAUCCUAAAACCUUGUUAGCAUUUGAAGAUAUGCUUGAAAACCCAUUAAAUAGCACCCAAUGGAUGAAUGACCCUGAGACAGGACCUGUUAUGCUACAGAUCUCCAGGAUCUUUCAGACGCUGAACCGCACCUAGGGGGAUGGACACCCCUCUAUUCUGCUGCUUCCGCUGCCCACAGCUUCAGGUUCCUCAGAGAAGAAGGAGCUGAGGAUUUGGGGGGAGGGGAAGAAAAGUAGCUUUUGGUAUUUGGCUAGAGGUCCUCUCAGUUAUACUUCUUAAACAAGAAAGAGUGUAGCUUAGGGCCAGCUGGAAAUGUAGUUGCCUUAUGGAUUUGUUGGUAGUGGAAGAAAGGUUUGCAUUCAGUUAGAUUGAAUAAAAAAAUCCGUAUCUCAAAAAAUACUCAUGCAAGCAACUUACAUGGGAUUGUUUGAGAUAAUAAUGACUGCUCUGGUUUUAUACCUUAUUGCUUUAAAAAAAGAAUUCGUGAGGGUAGUUUAGAAGUCAGUAUUUUUACCAUCUGACUGAUGUUUACAAAAAGUGACUGACCACUUCAGUGAAGAAUUAAAUGAUAUACUCAUCUCUAAAGAGUAUUAAGUUAUGAUUAUUAAAAUGAAAUGCUAUUUGAAUUGACCCUUAGAGUUUGAUUUUAAAAUCUAGAUGUUAUUUGAGAGAGCAUGUUUCAAUCCAAACUGUUAACGUCAGACAUACUAAUUUAAGUAGAUUAAUUCAUAGGUUAAAUUUCUUUAAUAAAUAGUUUUCUUUUUUCCUAUUUUCUGUGUUAGUGUUGUUCUAGUACCCAAAGAAAAAUUGUUACAUUACUUUAAGCAAUUCACAUCUCACUAUGUUAAAGAUGCAGUAUUUUUUUCUCUAACAGUUCAUUUUGCCACACCAAUAUUUUCAAUAUCUACAGGGGUAGAUUUCAUUAAUAUGCAGACACAUUUUGAUGGUAAAAAGGCUGUUUUCUUUUAAUUUAAUGAGUUUAAAAAUCAUUAGAACACAAUUUCCCCACAUCCCCCCCUAGGAAAAGCAAGUUGUGUUACAGGCAUUAAGCUAAUAACUUUUCUGCCUCUUUGCCCUCUUUUUAAAUUAAAAAAAAAAUAUUCUGUUCAUUAUAAUUGCCAGAAGUAGUUGUCUUCUGAGAAUGUUUUGGUUACUAACAUUCUCUUGAAGGCAGCCAAAUAACAUCUGCCUUAAUGCACUAACAUAUUUGCCUUGAUUAUUGGCUCCUAAAUAUUAUCUGGCAUUAGUUGGCUUACACAUUGUGCAGUUACCGUUCUUCCAUAAAUAGUCAAUGAAUAUAGAAGUCUUGUAGCUGAGAGCUUAGCUAGAUGACAGUUCUAGUUAACCAGUCUGUAGAAAAGCAUUUUUAUCUCACUGACCAGGUAUCUUCAUGGUUUUAGAUUUAAAACUUCAGGUCAGCAAUAUCAAGAAUUAUUUUUGCAGCUCUUUUAGGCAUUUUCUGGUUCCCGUAUUUGUUUGGAAAAAAAGAUCUGUGUAAGACACUCCUGAACAUAUGUGUGAAGUGUUGCAAACGUAUCUGUUCUCUAAUAGUUUGUUCUUAUUUUUCCACCAUGCUUUCACUUAAAAGUGAUCCCUUGGGAGUUUGGGCUUUUUUUUUUUUUUAACUCAAAGUCCUUAAUACAUUUAUUUUUAACUUGAAAAUCUGUGGAAUAAAUGAUUUUCAUUUCUUUCUUCUUCCUUGAUAGAGAGUAAUAUUCCUCCGGUACUUCUCCCCCUCAAAAGAGUAAGUUUACAAGUCAGUAUUUUUAGCAUCUGACCAAUUUGCAAAGAGUGACUGACCAUCUAAGUGAGGAAUUUAAUGAUAUAUUCAUCUCUGAAGAGUAAUCACUUCCCUCUCCCCCUUCAAAAAAAAUGAUGGGGGUAGGGAGAAUGCUAUACUUCUAAAAUGAUUAGUGAUAAUUUACAAAGUACUAACACAUUACCUGUUUGACUCUAUAUAAUAUUUAUGAAAGAGCAAAAUAUCUUAAAUAUACAAAAUCCAUGUUACAAUGUAAAGUUUGGCUUUUAGUACAAUAGGAAUUUUUCAUUUGUACUACAAAAUGAUUCUUUGUAUAAAAUUUAUCCAAAUAGUACACAAUAACCCUUAUUAAAGUAACGUCUCCCAGGUUGUGAAAAUUUCCUGAGUUUAUUGUUCCUUCUGUAUACAGAUUUUUAAGACCCCUGAUUAAGAAAAUUAACUAGUUUCAUAAGCCUAUUCUAGACUCAAUUUGCUUCCAUAAACUGAAAUUACACGUGAAAAGAAAGCUGUUUUAUAGCCAAAGAAGUACUGCAUCUUUAAAAUAUCCCCAAACUGAGCAAAUGUUUUUGUGUGUGUGUGUAUAUAUAUAUUUUUUUUGCUGAAACUUAAUUCAAGUUGUUUUAGAAUGUUGAUCUUUUAAAUAUUUGAUAGGGAAAAACUAAAAGGUGGUUGCUUUGAUGUGUCUCUUCAAAAGGGCAAAUUACUAUUUGGGCUGUAUAGCUUCUGAAGAUCAUUACUUGUCUUGGUAGAGCUAAUUGCUUCCAGUUGCUGGAAAAUUAACAGUAUUCUAGGUAUAUAUAGUCCUUUGCCGAAGGCUCGAUGUGAAUGAGGACUUUAUGUAGAUUCAAACCAAAUUAUCAGACAAUGCCACAUAAGAAGCUAGUAAAAUCAAACCAUUAGUAUACAUACCUGUUUAGUAUGCAGUCAGGGUCAAGGGUGUGUCUGUCAGGUGGCCAAUUCAGCAGAUUUUAGAGAGGAACCAUGGAAAUUGGCAUCCAGACAAUGGUUACCUUUUAUGCUCAUUCCACUGUGUUUGGAAUAUUGGUAAUUCCAUACGUUACUGAUGGCGAAUUUUUAAAAUUCUCAUACUAAAAUUUUGGGUUGGGAUUUGACAGACAUAGGAAGAGGUUUCCAGUGGGGGACCUUGUAGGCAGGAAGAAUAUUGUUAAGUGCACUGUCAAAAUUGAUAUUCUCUGUCCAUGGAAAAGGAUGGAAUAAUUAUGUUUACAACUUCAGAGUUCAGCCUAGCAUACAUGGCAAUAUUAACAUGCAGCUUACUGAAUGAAGAGUUAAAGCCACUGCGACCACAUGUCUGUGCAUCAUUCAAGCCAGACCUAGGGUGGGAAUAUGCACUAUUUGAUCUUAAAGAGAAGAGAAGAUACAGAAAAAGAAAGGAAGACUAAGAAAAUAGCUAAUGAAUCUUCAACAGUAUUGAUUCUUUUUGAAUUGUUCUUAUACCUGUUCUCCACCAUCCCAUUGGUUGACAUAGACAAUCUUUACCUUUUGAUAUUUACAUGUGAUUAUGGAAAGGUAUUUAUUUAUUUAAUAUAUAUAUAUAUAUAAUUUAUAAUUUUGUCAGAUCACAAAGCUUUGAUAUUUUUAAUAGAAGUGUUCUAUAUGAAAGUUUGUUCUCAGGGCUUCAUAUUUAUACUAACUUUGUAGGGAAUGCAAUAUAGUUUGAAAAGCCAGUAAUUAUUUUACUACUGAAGCAUUGGUUACUUGGUUUUAACUUGUCAGACAACCUCAAUAGAGGCAGGUCCGGUGAGAGUUCCUUUCUUGUUGAUUGGUAUCUUCUAAUGAAAGAAUCCACAGGAUUUGGUGUAAAAACUAUGAAUGUAAGCAAAAAUAAGAUGACUUAUGGUGUGGGUCUAAAUUUUAGAAUUUAUAUGUACUUUGGGAGAAAUGUUUGUAGUCUUGAUAAGGUCUGUACACCAUUAGAUGAGAUCUUUGAUGCCUGAGUUGGGGAGUACCAAGUAGUACAUGGUAUCCACCAAAUUAUGGUACUAAAAACCACCAUAGCAAUGGACUAUUCCCAUAUCUCACCUCUGGAGGACACAGCAGGAAGUGUGUUUGUUUGUUUCUUUUUUCAAAGUUAUAUUCUCAGGCAGUUCUAGUUGUGAUGUCUUGAUAUUAUUACUGGAGCUAGAGAAGACAUGCAGACCACCUCACCCACCCAUGUCUAAUACCCCUUUCCUUGUAGUUGUUACAGUCUUUUGGGUUAAAACUUUCUCCUCAUUGACUUCCAAGGUUAAAUCUGAAAAGAUAAUGCCUUAUCUUCUGAAGAACUGAUUCAGUUGCCUAAAAGUGACUGGGCUAUUUAAAUUCUAUUUUAAAAAAUAAACCUUUUGAGAAUAUUGAUGGGAUCAAGGACUAGUCCCAGAUGUCCUCUCUAACUGAACUGUAGGCUUCUCCAAUAGUGGUUUUUACUGGAGUAGCUGUCUUGCUCCAGUGACUCUUGGCUCUAUUAUUGAGUGCUUACAAGAUUGGUAAAAUUCUCACCAGUCUGAAAUUUUACUCCCUCCACCCCCCUUUUUUGUACAAUCAAGCCUGUGCUUGCUACACAAAAUGGUAAUAGUUUGUUGCCUAUGAGCAUUUUUCAUCAGAGAUUAUUAAUUUACUCUGGAAAUUCAGGUUAUCCAGUGUGCAUUUCCUUUGCUGAAAUUUGUUCUAUUAGUAUCCCAGUCUUAACUAAUAACAGAAGGUUAUAGUUGUAAUUGGGAUGUUAUAUUUACCUCUUUAACAGUUUCCCAACCCUAGAAUCUAAACACUUACAUACCAAUCCCUGGCUGAAACUUAAGGAAGGAUUUUUGAUAAAUGUAAAUGCAUUAAAUUCAACUUGAAUUUUGUUAUUGUUUUUGUACCAUUGUGGUGUUCAGAGGUUUUGGGGGAGAACAAUGUAUAAACAUCUACCAAAUGAAAUGUUAACAGCUGCUGGUGAUGCCUGUAUAUUAUUUUUUAAAGAUGACUCUGAAUAUUUUGCUGGUUUAAUAAAACAUCAGAAUGUGAUUUGCAGUGACUAAAAGGUAGCUCUAGUGCUGCAUUUUCAUUUCACCUGGUUAUAAAAAUAAUUGCAUAGGUUUGGUACGCCAUACUUUUUAUAUGAAAGUGAUAGUGUGGCAUGCACACUUGUUUUAAGAUUUAAUGUUACUCUGGAGCAGCUUAAGUUAGGUGGGUAUAGCAAAAACUCUAGAAUUCAGAGUUCAUUCGACAGAUAUGGUGCUAGGAGCAUGAUUUAGUUAUACAGCCAGUAUUAAUGAUAAAUAUUUGAAUUAAUUUGGUGUGUGUAUUUUUUAAUACCACUGGCCUCCAGAAAGCAAAUAUUAAUAAUCCACUGAGCUGAGUUUUAACAAAGUCAGAUUUCAGCUAUUUAAGGAAAUUUUCUAGGUAACACAUGUUCAUACGAUAGAUUGUUCCAACCUUGGUAGUAGUCAUAAACUAUGUUAACACAGUUUGCUAGGGGACUAGAAUGAUUACUGAGUCUUAAUUCUCCUGCCCCUUCUACCACCCCCCCCCCCACACACUGACUGACAGUGUGUUGAUAG